Drosophila serrata is the source of this 1658-nucleotide messenger RNA. RefSeq names its product prolyl 4-hydroxylase subunit alpha-1-like. The record is from RefSeq and is a predicted model, not a curated record. Gene Ontology annotation, cellular component: endoplasmic reticulum. Lineage: Eukaryota; Metazoa; Arthropoda; Insecta; Diptera; Drosophilidae. Gene Ontology annotation, molecular function: L-ascorbic acid binding; procollagen-proline 4-dioxygenase activity; protein binding. Gene Ontology annotation, biological process: peptidyl-proline hydroxylation to 4-hydroxy-L-proline.
UUCAGAAUGAACAUCUAUCUCUUUUAUUGUCGGUUUAUUCUUCCUGAGUCCAAUCCUGGGACAAGUGUUUAAAAUUACACAGAAAAACGGUUCUCAAGGUCUGUGGCAGAUAUGGAUGAACUGCUUAAGUUGGAGGAAGGACUGUAUCUCAAUCUGGAACUAUAUAUUGCUGAGCUUAUUGUUAAACAUGAGACUAUUUUGCAGGGUAUAAGUAUGAUGCGUGAGUUACACCACCUCGAGUUGGAGCAGGGACCGAAUAAGUUCUGGGAAAAUCCUUUGAAUAGUUACUCACUCAUCCGGCACAUGCAGUCAGAUUGGUAUAUGUGGCAGUUUUAUAUGGAAAAGCCUGUGGGUCUAGAAUACCUAUCUAAUAUGGAGCAUUUGAAACCCAAAAUGCCUCAAGAUCAUGACUUCUUUGAUGCUGCCGAAGGCCUUCGAAGAAUGCAAUCAACUUACAAUCUAUUAGCGACGGACAUUUCCCAGGGAUUGUUGGAUGGAGUGCAGUACAACUCCUCGUUAACAGCUCUUGAUUGCUUUGCCUUGGCUGAACACCUCAUCAAUGGAUCGCGCUGGUCAAUUGCCCAGAAUUGGAUUGAAGCAGCUUCUCUUGAUUUGGAGAGUUCAAAUCCUCCACUAGCGAUUGAAUUGCUAAGAGGAAUAACCCCAGCGCUGCUCUACAGGACUUUGGGCAAAAUUCACUUGGAGGAGGGAAAUGUGAACAGAGCCUUAAAGGCAUACCAGAUUGCUGUAAGCUACUCUCCCCAGGAUGCGGAAUUAUGGCAAGAGUUUAUUAAUUUGGAACAAAUAAAUCUCAUAUUGCCUGAAAGCUAUCCCGCAAAACCAGAGAAGAUGGAUCCUAACGAGGAGAUAAAGUUGCCCUCCUGUUGCAGUGGUCGCUGUGAGCUGGCACCACAUCUUCAUCUGUAUUGUUUUUGGAACACCGAAACGCAUCCCUUUCUACGCCUGGCUCCCAUUAAGACGGAGCUCCUGUCGCUCGAUCCCCAUGUGAUCCUCCUUCAUGAUGUAGUUUCUGAGGCAGAACGUAAUCAUUUACGAUCGAUAAGCAAAAAUAAUCUGCUGCCAUCAAGUACGGUCGAUAUGGAUGCGGGCUUCAAAGAAAUCAAUAAAUAUCGCACUUCCAAGUCUGUGUCGUAUAAUGCGAGUACCACAAAUGUUACCCAAAGACUCACUGUCCUCUUGGAAGAUGCGACUGGAUUGGAUAUGAGACACUCGGAUCCAUUUGAAGUUAAUAAUUAUGGAAUAGGUGGCGUCUUUGAAACCCAUUUGGACUCUUUGCUUGACAACAAAGAUCGAUACAAUGGAACCAGAGAUAGAAUGGCCACCACACUCUUCUAUCUGAGUGAAGUUCCCCAGGGUGGUGCCACUGUCUUUCCAUAUAUAAAUCUCGCUGUGUUUCCCAAACCCGGAGCAGCUCUAUUUUGGUAUAAUACUGGAAAAGGCUACGAAAAUGUAAGAACGAUGCAUGCCGGAUGUCCUGUCAUCGUGGGUUCGAAAUGGGUCAUGAGCAAGUGGAUCUACGAUCUAGGACAAGAGCUUAGGGCACCCUGCCUGAAAUAAGGUUUAGAAGUCAAGAAACUAUGAAUGUUAAACAAUUUGAAAAUAUUCCAAUGAAGCAAAUAAAAUAAGAUCUUAAGAAA